Ylistrum balloti is the source of this 2140-nucleotide messenger RNA. Its product is annotated as NADPH--cytochrome P450 reductase-like. Gene Ontology annotation, cellular component: cytosol. The record is from RefSeq and is a predicted model, not a curated record. The transcript has 15 exons. Gene Ontology annotation, biological process: response to hormone. Gene Ontology annotation, molecular function: FMN binding; NADPH-hemoprotein reductase activity; flavin adenine dinucleotide binding. NCBI's taxonomy places the organism in Eukaryota, Metazoa, Mollusca, Bivalvia, Pectinida, Pectinidae. Bases 67 to 2106 code for a protein of 679 amino acids.
AAGGAGAGACAUAUCUCGGAAGCGAAUUAUUGCUAUAGGAUUCUGAAUUAAUUUGAAAUAUUCAAUAUGAGUGAAGGUAUGGUAGAUUCAGAGAUCCCACUAGAGGCUGGUGGAGAGACAGCCCCCAUAGAAGAGGGAUUGUUCUCGACACUAGAUUUCUUCAUUUUGUCAGCAUUGGCUGGUGUCUGUAUAUACUACUUCUUCUUCAAGAACAAGAAACAAGAAGAACCAACAUUUAAGAAGCUAACGGUACAGCCAAUGCAGGACCAAGCUAGUAAUGCUGGAUUCAUAGAGAAGAUGAAAGCCUCAGGAAGGAAUGUGAUUGUGUUUUAUGGAUCGCAGACAGGAACAGCAGAGGAAUUUGCUGGACGUUUGGCUAAAGAUGCCACAUGUUAUGGGAUGAAGGGAAUGGUUGCAGAUCCUGAAGAGUGUGAAAUGGAGGAUCUUGUUAAAUUGAAAGAAAUUGACAAUGCGCUGGCUAUAUUCUGCAUGGCAACUUAUGGAGAAGGCGACCCCACAGAUAAUGCUCAAGAAUUUUAUGAUUGGCUACAAAGUACAGACUCUGAGCUAAAUGGAGUAAAAUUUGCUGUUUUUGGUUUAGGAAAUAAAACCUAUGAACACUUCAAUGCUAUGGGGAUUUUCAUGGACAAGAAACUAGAAGAGCUUGGAGCAGAGAGAAUAUUUGAACUUGGAUGUGGAGACGAUGAUGGAAACAUUGAAGAAGAUUUUGUUACAUGGAAAGAAAAAUUCUGGCCCGCUGUUUGUGAACACUUUGGAGUUGAAGCAACAGGAGACCAAUUCAAUAUACGUCAAUACAGUCUCUCCACACACGAUGACUUACCAAAUGAGAAAACAUACAAAGGAGAGAUAGCAAGACUUGGAUCAUUCAGAAACCAGAAACCGCCAUACGAUGCCAAAAACCCAUACCUAGCACCCGUUAUUGUGAACCGGGAGCUGCACAAGGGUGGAGACCGAUCCUGCAUGCAUAUUCAAUUUGAUAUCAGCGGCUCAAAAAUCAGGUACGAAGCAGGUGAUCAUGUAGCUGUAUAUCCCGUUAAUAACCAGGAUAUUGUAAAUGCGAUUGGAAAACGUCUUAAUGCAGACCUGGACCAGGUUUUCACCCUUACCAAUGUUGAUGAGGAAGCUAGUAAGAAGCACCCUUUCCCCUGUCCAACCACAUACCGGAUCGCUCUGUCCCACUACGUAGAUAUUACAAGUAUGCCACGUACCCACAUCCUUCGUGAACUAGCAGAAUACGGUAAUGAAAAGGACAAAGAAUUCCUUGUGAAAAUGACAUCUUCAUCACCAGAAUCUAAGGCAUUGUACAGUGAAUGGAUUAUCAAGGAUCAUCGAAACAUUUUGGCAGUCCUUGAGAGCUUACCAUCUCUAAUGCCACCUGUGGACCACUUACUGGAAUUGUUGCCAAGGUUACAGGCCAGGUAUUACUCCAUUUCAUCAUCACCAAAGGUUUAUCCAACAUGUAUCCAUAUCACAGCUGUUCUUGUCAAAUACACAACUCGCACAGGGCGUGAUGUUGAGGGUGUCGCCACAAACUGGCUUGCACUCAAACAACCUAACAAUGGUACCCAGUCACUGGUACCAAUCUAUGUCCGGAAAUCCCAGUUCAGGCUUCCAUUCAAGACAAACACACCCGUGAUCAUGAUUGGGCCAGGAACAGGUCUUGCACCUUUCAUGGGAUUUAUACAGGAGAGACAGCAUGUACGCAAAGAUGGAAAGAAAGUGGGUGACACAGUGUUGUAUUUUGGCUGUCGUCAUAAGACAGAAGACUUUCUCUAUGAGGAGGAGUUAACAGAAUUUCAGAAUGAUGGCACACUUUCAAAAAUGCAUGUGGCAUUCUCUCGUGAUGGGCCAAACAAGGUAUAUGUGCAGCACCUACUGGGUAAUAACAAAGAGGAAGUAUGGAAGAUGCUUGAUGCUGGAGGCCAUAUAUAUGUUUGUGGUGAUGCAAGGAACAUGGCACGUGAUGUCCAUGAAACACUAAUCAGAGUCCUGGUGGAAUGUGGAGGCAUGGAGCAGCAGGCUGCCUUAGACUACAUCAAGAAAAUGCAAUCUAAGGGACGCUACUCUUGCGAUGUGUGGAGUUGAUCUUAUUCUUAGUGUAGAAUAGUGAAGGUUUUCA